GUGUCACUGCAUAUCGCGCAUUUUUGUAAUUAACCCAAACAAGUUAAAGUUGGGAAAAAGUGUGGAAAAAAUGGCAGAUAAUUUUUAUAUUGCACUCAAAUGCUCAAGGAACCACUGCAACUUGGAAAACUCGUUGGCUCUGGCUCACAAUUUGAGGUAGAACAGUCGCCAUUUGGGGCUGGCGAUGAUGACUUUAAUGUCGACGAAAUGGAAGAUUGUGAUAACGCUCCAGAUGUUGAUGAAGAAGAGCUCGCUUCUCCAUCGACCCAAUCGUUCGAGGAACUCAAAAAAUUGAUGGAGCCGCUCAAUGAGAACAUUUUUAAGCGCAUCACACGUGAGGAGCACCAGGGCCGAGGUCUGGUGCCAGACAAGGCACGUGUCGCUGUGCGCUAUAGUGGUUAUUGGGAAGGCGAGAGUUCUCCUUUUGAUUCCUCAUUGAUGCGCCGAACUAAAUUCUAUUUUGAGACCGGUGCAGGUUGCGAUGUGCUAGAAGGCCUCCAGGCUGCUGUACUUAACAUGCGCCCAUAUGAAAAAGCCGAAUUUAUUAUAUCCUAUAAGUUGCUAUUUCACGAGAUGGGCUGCCCGCCGCGCAUUAAACCACGUUCAGAUGGACUUUUCAAAAUCGAAGCUCUUCACUUCACAUUGAUCGGGGACUCAGAUGCCUUCGCGUCAAUGGCCGCUGUGGAUCGGGACAAGUUUGCAAUAGUUUACCCCAAGGCAUUAGACAUGCACAUGCAUGGCAAGGACUGUGUGAAGCGCUUUCGCUACCGCAACGCCGUCACUGCCUUCGAGCGGGCCGUAAGCUCUCUAAACUAUUGCCGUUUAGCCAAUGAUGAGGAUGAGCGCAAGCAAAUCGCUCUGUUGAUCACUCUCAAUCAAAACUUGAUGAUCUGCUACAAUAAAUUGCAUAAUCCCAAACGCGUGUGCAUUACGAUGAAAGCCUUGCGGCGUCUCACUGAAAAUAAGCCCUCUAAGGCCCUGUAAGGCCCUCUACCAGGAAGGUUGCGCCCUGUCCGCCUUAGGCGAAUAUAAGGAUGCUCGGUGUAUUUUUAUGCAGGCUCAAGCCAAGCAGCCCGAUAACAAUGAGAUCAGUGCUAAGAUUACUGACCUGGACAAGAAAAUCAAAAAAUACAAAGAGGCAUCUCAGGACAUUUGGACUCGUGCGUUGUCAGGCCAGAAGUUUAAAGAAGUAAA
This is a messenger RNA of Drosophila miranda, 1194 nucleotides long. Its product is annotated as inactive peptidyl-prolyl cis-trans isomerase shutdown-like. Lineage: Eukaryota; Metazoa; Arthropoda; Insecta; Diptera; Drosophilidae. The record is from RefSeq and is a predicted model, not a curated record. The coding region runs from base 100 to 984 and encodes 294 amino acids. The transcript has 3 exons. Gene Ontology annotation, molecular function: peptidyl-prolyl cis-trans isomerase activity; protein binding.